AUGGCCGAUGAACUCGAACAGUUUUUAGCUUUUGUUUUAAACAGAUCUGAAGAAAUUCGUUUGCUGGAAAACACAAGCGCUUCGGAUAAUUUUCUCUCUGAAUUAUUGAAACACAUUGAUUUACUUGGUAAGACCGUACAGUUACUGAAUGAAAUCAAAGAUUUUGUGGAUGCUCCUGCAGUUCACUGUGCUUCUGAGCCUGACUCACACAAAUGGCGGGAAUUGAUCGACAUUUAUUAUUACAUUCCAAAGGACUCUUUGAUAGAAUUGCGAGGUCUUAAUUUUUCUUGGAGCAAGAUCUCCAGUAUGUUUCGCGUAUCCAGGUGGACUAUUAUGCGUCGUGUCAACGAGUAUAACCUUUCAAAUUUACAAAGGUUUUCCAUAAUUUCGGAUGAGGAAAUUGACGAAAUUGUAAGGGAGUACAUUUCCCGGCAUGGUUCAACCACUGGUGAACCAUUCAUGUCUGGCUACUUUAGAUCUUUAGGCCUUCAUAUACAAAGGCGAAGAAUUAGAGCGUCGCUGAACAGGGUAGAUCCUGAACACUCUGCGUUACGUUGGGGUGCUCUAGUUUCAAGACGAAAAUACUUUGUACGUUGGCCAAAUUCCCUUUGGCACUUAGAUGGCCACCAUUCCCUCAUCAGAUGGAAGUUUGUCAUACAUGGCUGCUGUGAUGGUAAAUCCAGAAAAAUUAUGUAUUUGAAGUGCAAUACAAAUAACCGUGCAGAAACUGUCCUGAAUUUAUUUCUAAGAGCUAUCAAUGAAAAUGAGGGAUUAUGGCCUUCUCGUGUCCGUGUGGAUUAUGGUGUUGAAAAUGUGCUGGUGUGCGAUGAGAUGGUUUCCCAGCGGGGCGAAGGACGAGGAAGUUACAUAGCUGGUUCAUCAACAAGUAAUCAAAGAAUUGAGAGACUUUGGCGCGACGUGUUUAGAUGUGUUUGCCACUUCUUUUACUAUACUUUUUAUGCUAUGGAACAGACAGCAAUUUUGGAUAUUGAAAACCCAAUCCAUAUGUUUGCAUUACACCAAGUAUUCACAAGUAGAAUAAAUACUGCUUUAGAUGAUUUUGCUGCAAUGUUUAAUAACCAUAGACUUUCAACUGAAAAUGGUUGGAGCCCUAACCAGAUCUGGCUAAAUGGAAUGCUAAAUGAAAACAAUCCAUUGCGCUUUAGUCAUGGAUUGGAUGACUUAGUUGUUGAUCAACAUUAUGGUGAAGAUCCUGAUGGCCCACGUCCUUUGUCAGAUGAUGAAGGUGUUGUUGUUGAACCAGUGCAAAUAAUAAAUGAGAGAGAAAUAUCUGAUUCAAUUUUGCAGCAAAUUAAUCUAAAUAGACCAUCAGAUAAAGCUGGUAUGGAUGUUUAUGCUGAUGUUUUAGCUCUAGUUGUGCAAAAUCUUGAGGAGUACAUUUAAAUGCAAUUUUGUCCAAUAGGAACACAACCUGUUUUUUCCAAAGUUUUUUCCAACUUUUAUCAAAGUUUAUGAAACAUUAUAUAAUUAGAAAUUAGUGUGUGUUUAAAAAAUCACUUCUUAAAAUCUAACAACUAAUAAAAAUAGAAAACCAUGAAAAAAUGAUAUAACAGACAAUCAAUUCUGCAAUGUACAGAACUAAAAUGUUGGUCUUUCAAUGCCUUUGAAAUGUUAACACAAGAACUAGAAACCUAAAAUCAAAUUCAUGUGGGAAACUCAAAGUCUAAGACAUUCAAUUCACUUCUGUGAUGUUCAGAUCAAUGCAUAUGUUGAAUACAAUUCUUAAUCAAUGGUCUUAAUGAAUUAGGCAUGUAAUACUAUAAACAGGAAGAGGUAACUUUAGUAAUAACAUAAGUGUAGUUUAACUAUUGGCUUCUUUGACUUUGACUGCCCACAUGAUUUUUUGUUAACAGUAUUGAUAAAUUGUUAAUGAUGUAUUAUCAAAUAAUAUGAA
Messenger RNA from Dendronephthya gigantea, 1915 nucleotides. RefSeq lists its product as uncharacterized. NCBI's taxonomy places the organism in Eukaryota, Metazoa, Cnidaria, Anthozoa, Malacalcyonacea, Nephtheidae. The record is from RefSeq and is a predicted model, not a curated record. Bases 1 to 1404 code for a protein of 467 amino acids. The transcript has 2 exons.